Messenger RNA from Ilex paraguariensis (yerba mate), 784 nucleotides. The record is from the annotation of a GenBank genome assembly. NCBI's taxonomy places the organism in Eukaryota, Viridiplantae, Streptophyta, Magnoliopsida, Aquifoliales, Aquifoliaceae.
UAGUCUCUGCAAUUGAUGCGUUACAAUAUCACUACAGACAAGGAAUAUGAUGUCGUCACCUGUUCCACUGAAAUGCCUUUCCAACAACCACAAAAACGACAAUAAAUGUGGUACCAAACUUGGUGACUUUUCACCGCAACAAUCUCCAACGCCUGAUGCUGUACCGAGCCAAUCUUUGAUGUCUGGUGCAGCACCACUACAAUCUCUCCUGGUACUAGGACGGUCUGCAAUGAAUGAUUUGACUUCUGAAUCAGGGUCCAGCAAUGCUGCUUUGUUCAAGAGCGUGGUUUUACUUGAAAAUCAGAAAAAUUUAGUGCUUCUGAGUGUCAAAGAUGGUUUUUCCUUGUCAGAUUCUGAUCACAUGAGUGAGACGGUGGAUGAAGAGUUGAUGGCAUCGGACAUUGAUGUGGCUGCAGCUAAAGAAGAGAAAUCAAAUAUCUAUUUUCAUCUUCGUAAGAAGAAGUCCGAGGAGGUUCAAGAUCAGGGAAAGGCAACUGGAGGUGGUCGCCACGCGAAUGCUGAUAAGGAGAAGGAGAAGAUGCCGAAGUUCUCAAUGGCUCUUUCUCCGGAAGAGAUAGAAGAGGACAUUUUUGCAAUGACUGGAUCCAAGCCUUCAAGAAAGCCAAAGAGCAGAGGAAAGGCAGUUCAGAGACAGCUUGAUAAUGUGUUUCCUGGUUUGGGGUUGGGGUCAAUAACUCCUAAUAAAUACAAAGUCUAUGAAGCUCCUCCAAAGUCAUUUGAAGGUGGAACUGACCAUAUAUGCGUGGAGAUAAAAGGGAAUUAG